AUGCAUCAAACAAAGCAAUCAAACGACGCGUCGCAGUCAGAGAGCGCUGAUGUGACGACAUUUCUCCGAGAGACCCUUCAGCCACUCUUGGACUUUAAGGAACCCGGCGUUCUCGACCCAGUUCUAAAAGACUACCAUGCCACUGUCAUACCCCUAGACUUCACCACCGGCGCGCCUUACAACGGCGCUCCCACCCUUAUUCGCCUUAUGGACAUAGCAGUGCUGAGACGCGCUAUUGACGAGAUAAAGCCCUGGAUAGAAUCGGACGGGUCUACGGACAAUUAUGAUUAUCAGCCACUCCUGGAUUCCGUCGACAAGCCGUACCGUCAUCGUAAUAACGCCGAAUGGUUCACGUAUACUGUUAAAGUGUACUUAGACACUAACCAGGACACGAACUCUUCCGACACUUUGCGAGGCAGAACAUCCUGGGAAUACGGCGGCGGCGAGGGCACCAAUCGCUACCUAUACAACGACGACGAUAACUACAUCUGGAAGUCUGGCUCCGUGUUCAUAAACCUACUGCCCUCCGAGCCUCGAGAGCCCGAUCCUCGCAAGCCACAUGUCAUCCAUCAUGUCAUUGACUCCACGCCGUGGAAGUCGGGCACGCUCCGAACGAGCGAGUUUAAGACCAUUGUUUUUAUCGCGGCUGCGAACAAGCUCAAGGCUGCGUACAAAGGCCUGGACCACUUUGGCGUGACUGUGAUUUCGUUCUGGAAUUGGGAGGUCAGAAUAGUGCAGGGGCUGGUCAAUUUCAAGACGCGCGACGUGGACAUUCGUGUUUCGCUGGCUCAGGGCUUUCGCGAUGGCUUCCGUAAUGACGACGGCUCUAUCGACCCUCGCUUCCUGACGCUUCUGGCGUACAACCUUGGCGAAGUUCUCCAUUUCGCCGAAUAA
Messenger RNA from Cordyceps fumosorosea ARSEF 2679, 894 nucleotides. RefSeq lists its product as hypothetical. The record is from RefSeq and is a predicted model, not a curated record. Bases 1 to 894 code for a protein of 297 amino acids. The transcript has 3 exons. Lineage: Eukaryota; Fungi; Ascomycota; Sordariomycetes; Hypocreales; Cordycipitaceae.